UUGCUUCUGCUCCUUCACCAAACUGUGUAUUUAAAACAAAAGUACAAACUGCUGGCUUCUCUGGAGAACUGCAGUCUUCCAGUGUGCUGUCUGAUGCAACUGGCACAUUGAUGGGAAUAUUUAGACUUAGGAAAUGUAACCGCUGAAUUUUCUACCUCUUGUACACGCUCAAGGAAUGAAACAUUGCAUCUUCCCCAGCAGCUUUCAGCUCCAAAUUGCAAAGCUCAGACAUUUUCAAACCAGAAGUCCGCGAUCAGCUUUUGCAGCCACGUGGGCUCACACCCAGCACUGCUGUGCCCUAAGACGUUGCAUGGUGCCUCAAGAUGCUGCCCACCCCCUGUGGUUCUCUGCUGCUCUCCAUCGCCCUUCUUGAGGUAGGGGGAAAAGGCUCAGAUUGUGAAUGUGCGAGCAGCUUUACCUGGAGCAGCUCUCAUGACCUUUCAAGGGCUGCGGGAGGCCCAUACCCAGCACCAGUAGCUGUGCUUGUUGAGAAGCAGGUGGGUGCACUGCUGGGAAGCAGAGAAAUGCACCUCUUGAGCAUGGUAGGAACUUUGGGACUAGCAAACCGUCUAAUGCAGUGGCCUUGUAUAUCAGUAUCACUCUCAUAUCAUCAUAUACAGUAUUUACGUACCUCAUAAAUAUGGAGUAACUUGUAGGAACCUGUAGAGACAAUCUUAUUCAGCUUUUCAAACUCAUUAUGCAGGUAAUGGAAGCAUUUUCCCUCUGCUGAGCUUGUUACACAAUGGCACUUUGUCACUGAAUUCUGACUUCAUCAGCCAAGCACAAUCCUGACAGCUUAUGCGAAAAUCAUAAAUGGAUUAUGUGUAUUAAAAUAUUUUUGAUACUGAGAAAUGAAUGAAGAUGUCGCUAUCUGGGACUUUAGUUGUCCUGAACAAUUCAGCUGCAGACCCCACAUCUGUGUAAAUGGUGUUACUGCUCCCACUGGCAUCAUCCAAGCGUAGGAGAACCCUCCCAGCUGAAGCACAAGAUAUCACCAUCAACUCGUUUCACUUUAGGCCUCCAUCACAACUGACAUCCCUGGCUGUGGUCCUGGCAGUGCUCUGCCGAUGGAAUGUACCUGCAGUACCAGCGAGGGCAGUGUGAUGUUUCUGCCCUGGCUGCUUCUGGCCUUUCUUUGGACAAGUCUCAAAAAUAGCUUUUUAAAUUGUUUCUUGAACUGUCUACUCCUCUUGAUUAAACAAGCAGGGUUAAUUACAAGAUGAAGCCCAGAAUUAUCUACUGGAAGAUAGAUAUUUGUUAAUGAAAUCAACUGAUCAUUAAACUAAUGAUGUCCAGCACUCAGGGCCAUCACUGUGAUGGACAGUGCUGGUUUGUGAGUGCACAAAGUGAAUGUAGCUGGCUCUGGCCUCUCCCCUCCCAGGCAGUUAUUUGUGAUUAGUUUUAUUUCACCCCAAAGCACAACAGGUGAAGAAGAGGUCUCUUUUACACCUCUGUUUGCUCUAGAAUUGCAUCUAUUUUACUCCUCUCUGAAUUCAAGUAUCUACAUCCUUCUACUGGGAAAAUAAAUAAAUAAAUAAAAGGAAAUGAAGCCAUCUUAAUGUUUGCUUGUUUUUUUUCUUUAAAUCUUCAUGGGAGCAGACAGGAACAAGCACUUAAAAAUGCACACUGCUAAGACUGUGAUAACAGGACCCGGGGAGAAAGGCUUCAUAACUACCAGCUUUUGGCAUGUAGUUCUGCACUGUCUGGUAAUGAAGAUGAAUCAUGUCUUUUGAAAUCCUUUCUUUAAAAUUAGCUUAAAUGAAGGUGCAGAAGUGAGCAUUCUUGGCCCUGGGCACUUCUACAGAACUUACAGUGAAGCUGAUUGCUGAAUUAUCUGGCUUUUAUUUGUGAGAUGGGGAAAAGGCACAUGGAAAGUAUCCUGGAACUAAGGCAGGCAGUGAUGUGCCCGUGACAGCUGACCUCAUCCUGGCUGGAUGGAUUUGUGCCUUUACAGAGCAGAAGGGAAGAGGAAAAAGCUGCAGCAGCACUGUAUUCUCAUGCCCUGAGCCAGAUGCAAGCUGGGCUCAGUCCCAGUGACGGGACAUAUGGCAAAAAUACUUUUGGCAAAAGACAUUCUGAAUGGCCAGAGGUGUUAUGAAUUGCCAAGGCAGUGCUGAGAUGCUGAGUCUGCCAGAAAGGUGAAGCUGCCUUUAACUCCAACACAGCAUGAAACCUGACUGUUGGUGCUGCUGCAGCCCGCCUGCUGACCAUAGGGCUCUGAGUUCGGGGGCAGCGCUGCUCUGUGGGUCUCUCAUCCUGCCUCCAUGUCCAGCUGGCCGAGCUGUGAUAGAGUCACUGUGGACAUCCAGCAGCAUCCUGGAACUUCUGCUCUCAUUUCCGUGUUGCAUUUCAGUUUUUAUGAUGUGCUUUGCAUCACAGGGAGGUUACAAAGGGGACAGUGCCAGGCACAAAGUGGGGAGCUCACCAGAAGCAGAACUCUUCAGAUACUCUCUGUUUGUGGAAAGCAGAAAAAAGAUGUUGAAAUUUAGUAAAGAGGCUGUACUCCACCAAGCUUUUGUGCUGGGUAUACAGAAAGGAGGGAGAGAAGACAGGAGAGAGGGAAAAUAAGGGCACAUCCAUCUCUCUGUAUUUUGCUGCUCUGCUAGAAUCUGUGGAUGCCAGAUACUCCAAUCACCUGUCUGUGGGGCUGCGAUCCAUCUCAGGGUGAGCCAGGAGGAGAUACACUAUUGGCUAUUUCAUAUGCUGUGUGUCAUCUGGCAGGCUGUAUAUGUAGUGAGGAAAGCGGGGACCACUCAGUCUCUGAGCAAAGCUGCUUCCAGUGAAUAGCUCAGAGAUACUCUGAGGAUGGAAAGGAAUGGGAAAGGCUUCCCCUGCUAUAUUUUUUUUUUUUGUUGUUGUUGUUGUUCUGAUAAGCUCUGAAAACCGUUGGGAAAUGGAGUGCUGACUGGUGAAGGACUGUGUGGAAUAGCAAUAAAGCACUUUUCCAAGCAGAAGUUGUGGGAGAAAGGAACAGUACCUGAAAGUAAAUAUUUCAUAGGAUUUCUUCCUACAUAGAGAGAGGAAGUGUUUGGGGAUAUUUCAGCAUCUGAAUCGACUCCUGUAUACAGAACAUAUGGGACUGAAAAAGAAGAGCAGUACCUGGAGAGUCCUGGAGCACAGCUGAUGCACAAUCAGCACAGGAAGAAGGACCCAUUUAUCAACUCCUUUAUGUGGUUUGCAUCUGCAGAGCAUAUUUUUAUAAUGCAAGCAUGCAUGUUCCUCUCUGCCACCACUGACUGUUACCUGAGCUCCCAGGAAGGAGGAGGGCAGGGAAACUUGCUGCUGGUCCCGGGGCAGCACUUCCUGAGCCAUGAGCAGGCACGCGUGGUUCCCUCUGCAGUACAUCUCCAAGCCCUUCUGGAGAGCGGAGAAUCACACCGGCACCAGCUUCCUCUCCACACGGUACAGCUUCCCAAAUCAGUCCUUCUUCCACAGUGAUUUGGACCUGGAGGACUUGGGAGACUUUGACAGUGGGACCAAAUACGAGGGCGAAUCCCAGAGCAGGACGGUGCAGGCGCUGCUGAUCGUAGCUUACUCAGUGAUCAUCUGCAUCUCACUCUUUGGAAACACCCUGGUGUGCCACGUGGUGAUCAAGAACAAGAGGAUGCACUCUGCCACCAGCCUCUUCAUCAUCAACCUGGCCGUGGCCGAUGUGAUGAUCACUGUCCUCAACACCCCCUUCACGCUGGUGCGGUUUGUAAGCAGCACGUGGGUCUUUGGAAAGCUGAUGUGUCACAUCAGCCGGUUUGUGCAGUACUGUUCUGUCCACGUGUCCGUACUGACCCUCGCUGCCAUCGCUCUGGAUCGUCACCAGGUUAUCAUGCACCCUCUCAAGCCGCGCAUGUCCAUGGUGAAAGGAGGGAUUUGCAUCGUUAUCAUCUGGGUUAUGGCCAGCUGCUUCUCACUGCCUCACGCCAUCUAUCAGACCUUGACGAGGUUUUACAUCGGGAACAGAACAAUACGAACGGUUUGCCUCCCCAGCUUCCCUCCUCCUGCCGACCUUUUCUGGAAGUAUUUGGACUUGACUACAUUCGUUCUCUUGUAUGUUCUGCCCUUGCUUGUGAUCUCCAUUACCUACACCAUGGUGGCUAAGAAGCUCUGGCUGAGAAACGCCAUUGGGGACGUCACUAUGGAGCAGUACUACGCCCACCAGAGGAAGAAGAAGAUGACGCUGAAGAUGCUGAUGGUGGUGGUGAUUGUGUUUGCAGUGUGCUGGUUUCCUCUGAACUGCUACGUGGUGCUGAUCUCCUGCAGGGCCAUCCACAGCAGCAACGCUUUGUACUUUGCUUUCCACUGGUUUGCCAUGAGCAGCACUUGCUACAAUCCCUUCAUUUACUGUUGGCUGAAUGAGAACUUCAGGUCUGAGCUGAAGUCCCUGCUGUGUGUGUGCCGGCGGAGGAGCGCAGCGCAGAGCCAUGCCCUGCAGUCCAUCGCCCCUCCAUUCAGGCCCGCUUGGCUCGAGGGCUGCCGGUACAAAAGAGGCAGCACCUGCCAGAAAACAGCAUCACCCCAAAGGAAUUCUACCAAGACAGACAUAUCCAGCGUUCAGCCAGUUGUGGCAGAACACUAAGCCCUGUCUGACGGCCGGGCAGCAUGCGGCCUGUCCCACUUUGGGCAACUGAGAUGCUGGUCAGCAGUGAUAAUGGUGUGGCAGCUGCUCAGCAGGAUGCUGCACUUUGGGUAAAGCCUGCACUGUAACACUAGGAGAAACGGUUUUUAAAAUCUGAAGCUGGAAAAGUUGGCACAGGGUUUGUUUGUAAACCUUCACGCCCUCCCUAGAUAAUAAGGCGUCUGAUAACAUGCCUUCUGUGUAACCUGACUUAGAAUCCUCACAAGCAGGAGCCUCACCAACCUCAGUGCUGAGCUCAGGGCUGUGUGGCUCUGUGCCUGGCCCGGGGAGCAGAGCUGCUCACCUCCAGGUGCCGACUGAUGACACAGCAGUGUUAUCCCAUCGGGAGCUGCCAGACCUGGGCUGUUAAUUGGGUUCAUUUACAGCACCAUCCCAGCAUCUGCAUCCUGACAUGGACGCCAGGCCUUCAUUCUGAGAAGCAGAGGGAUGCACAGAGAGGUGUGUGUAAACACGAGGGGUGGGGAGAGGUGUUCACCUCUGGAGGGUGAUUCUCAUUUUAACUGUGAAAAAAAAGAGAUUUGUAGGUUCACUGCAGAGGCUGUCAGCUUCCUCUCCUGAGUGCUGCUGUCGGGCUGGUAACCUGAAUUCAGGCUCAGCUUUGGAUUGCUGCUAUUGUUAAGUGAUCCAGAGCUAAUCGUGCAGGAGAUGAGUUUGCUUCUGGAGUAAUGAUUAGCCGAUUGUGUAACCAUUAAGCUAAAACUAACAGUGACCUUCCUUCACUGCAGACUGUGUUCGUUUUUUGAAUUUUUGGUCACUGACUCAGACCUGAGAAUUGCUCCCUGAUCUUAUCCUGUUUUCUGUACAAGCAAGGCCGAUCUGUCACAAAGCCAUUAUUUGAUGUCAGUGUCUGGUAAGGUGACAGUGAACCCGAUGCUUUACGUGACAAAAAAUGAGAACCCAUUAUUUUCUUUCUGAGAAAAAGAUUAUUUGGCUUUAUGGAAUGGACAAUUAUCCUCCGCAGUGUGUGUGCUGACUCUUAAACUGCCUUCUUUUUCAUUUUUAAUACUCUCUUGUUGAAAAGUGGUCCAAGAGUAAAUGGAUUUUCUACUGACAUCCAUGUCACAGAAAUCUGCCCCACGGACGGCCUACAAUCCCACAGGUUGUGCACUGACAGCUCUGUGUGCCACCACAAAUGGGGAUGGAAAAGGAUCUCAUCAGAGACGGUGACUGAAGGAUAGGAGAUGGGACUGGGGGACCACUGAUGUGCUGGGAAGCUCUGCAGACCUGCAGGGUGGCACACAAGGUGUGCUAUGGCGUGUCAUCUCACACCCCUCUGAUCCCAAAGUUCACAGGAGCCUAUUUUUCAGCUGGAAUGUGUCACACCAUGUCUCGGCAUCACCAAAUUCUCUGUAAGAUCAGCACUGCCAGCAAUGCUCAGUUACUUUACCUUAUAACUGCACUUCACUCUUUCAGCUCAUGUCUCCAUUUGCUAAAAUUCUGCAACUUCUGUGGUUUUCUUUGAUUUAUCCCAGAAUAUUUUGAUGAGGUAUAGAGCAGAUGUUUCAAGUGAGAAAAACUGUUUGCCCAGUGUGGGUAGCUGCCAAUUCAAACGUUUCUGAAUGCUCUGUGGCUGCAAGGAACUUUUCUAUGUUUUGCUAAUUCAAAUCUCACUUUGCGCCUUAAUCCCCAAGGGAAGUAUUGCGUUAAAUAAGGAUGAAAAUUAAGCAGGUUUCAUCUACAUAAAAACUUCCAUAAAACCCAGAGCUGAGAAACUAAGAAUUAAUGAGUUGUUCCGAAUCACAGCCACCGAGAAACACAACAGCCAACAUCAUUAAGCAGCGACAAGUUUCAGAGUGUUCCCAGAGAAACUUGUGUGCACUUACUGGUGGAGCCUCGGCACAGAGGAACUCACCUAAUAUCAGGUCAACAUCUUUGUAAGUGCUUAAACAGAUCUGCAGUGAUUGGAAGGACUUUUGUCUCCCAUUCUAAAAGCAUCUCAAGAAGCAAUUUUCUCACUCUUUCAGUGAAAGCAGAGUGAGAAGUGAACUCUCCUCCUUUUCACAGAGCUUUUGUUUUGCACUCGCUUCCCUCCUGCUUUAAUGGGCUGGUAGGAAAUGGCCCGGCUGGGGUCGGAAGGUUCUUCUGCGUCUCCUGAAUGAGGUCUCAGGAAGGAUGAGCUGGGCUCAGCUCUCCGUGUAACUUGUCCUUCUGACCUCAUCUCAAUGCAUGUUGGAACUGCUUCCUGCACUAUUAUUCUUUAAUGCAAACUCCAAAGAUAAGUCUGUUUCUGAGAACCAAAACCCAGCUAGAGAGUAUACUGACAGCCAAAGCUCUUUGUGCAGCACUGUGCACGUGCCCUAAUUGCUGUUUUCAGUUACCAUUGGAUGCUGUUAGUGUAGCGUUUGCUGCAUCCCUCACAGCCCAGAAAGCACUUCUGCAGGUGCUCUGCAAUGCUCCCAGUGACCAAAGCCUUUCCUUCAGCUCCCUGUAAGGGGAGCCUGUGCCCCCUGUAAGGGCCGUUUUCCCACAUCAGCAUUUCAAAUACCUCCUAAUGAGCUCAGAGGGUGUGGCUUAUGCAGCUGCCAUGGCUUUACCCUGCAUUAUCCUUUCAGGUGAUGAGGACAGGUGGUUGCUGUCUCCUGAUGGGUUCUGAGCAGCUCAAGCACCCAGCCUGGCCGGUGGUCUGUCCAGCAGGUUGUCAAAAGCAGCCUAGACCUGACAGCAGGAUGCCUGGCAGCAGAUGGAAGUAAUGCGGCUCAUCCCAUUUUACAUCUCUAAAAUGAGGUGUUGGUCUAGGCUAUAUCCUUUCCUGCCUUAGCCAACUCAGACAGCAAAGUGAUCAUCAGCACCUGGUUUUGUGCUUUACAAUGAGAGACAGUGGCUCACACUGUGUAAGGUUGGGUAUUAAACAUUUAUUCUCUGAAAGAGUG
Messenger RNA from Meleagris gallopavo (turkey), 7500 nucleotides. RefSeq names its product G-protein coupled receptor 83-like. Gene Ontology annotation, cellular component: plasma membrane. Lineage: Eukaryota; Metazoa; Chordata; Aves; Galliformes; Phasianidae. Gene Ontology annotation, biological process: neuropeptide signaling pathway. The record is from RefSeq and is a predicted model, not a curated record. Gene Ontology annotation, molecular function: neuropeptide Y receptor activity.